CGGAGGAGUGGUCUGCCUCGGGCCGCAGCCGGCGCAUCAACGGCGUCUACAUCUGCGAGGUGUGCGGUGACACGUAUGCCAUGCUCCGGGACCUGCUCAAGCACGAGAAGGAGCACAAGGAGGCCAAGUACCCCUGCCCGAUGUGCAAUAAGUCCUUCACUCUGCCGAAACUCGUACGCAAACAUCAGAAGUUCCAUAAGGUGACCACCACCUACCAGUGUCAGCAGUGCGAGCUCAAGUUCCGCUCGCAGGCGCCGCUGCUCGAGCACAUGCACGAGCACACGGGCGACGCGCACUUCUCGUGCGCCACGUGCGACCGGACGUUCACCAGCGGGCCGCGCUACCGGGCGCACGUGCGCUCGCACGCGCCGCGUCCGCCGGGGCUGGCGUGCUCGGUGUGCGGCCAGCAGCAGCCCGACUGCGGCCGCCUCUUCGACACCGAGAAGCGGCUCGCGCACCACCUGCUGCAGCACAUGGGCGAGCGGCCCUGGCGCUGCUCCAUCUGCCACAAGGAGCUCAAGACCAAGUACUCGCUGCGCGACCACGUGCGCUCGCACUCGGGCGAGCGGCCGUUCGCGUGCGAGCUGUGCGCGGCGCGCUUCGCGCUGCGCUCCAACCUCAUCAUGCACGUGCGCUACGUGCACCAGAACGACAGACGCUACGAGUGCCGCGUGUGCGGCAAGAGGUUCAAACGGCGCCGCCUGCUCACCUACCACGAGAUGGUGCACGAGGGCCACCGGCCGCUGCGCUGUCCGCACUGCCCCCUGCAGAUGGUGUACCCGGAGCACCUGAAGCAGCACCUGCGCACGCACUCCGGCGAGAAGCCGUACCGCUGCGACGUGUGCAGCAAGCACUUCAGCCGCGGCGACAACCUCAAGGCGCACAUGUUCACGCACAGCAACAAGAAGCCGUUCGAGUGCCGCCAGUGCGGCCUCGGCUUCAUGCGGAAGAUGUCUCUGGUGCAGCACAUGGAGCAGAUGAACCACGGCGAACAUCCGGACGAUUAUGUCAUCAACCGCACGCUGGUGACGACGGAGCCGGCGCAGCCCGACGAGGUGGUGCACACCUUCGAGCUGGUCGACUCCAAGGACGGACACGUGGUGAUGCUGGUGAGGGGCGACACGCAGCAGGAGAUGCUCAUCGGGGACGGCCGGUUCGUCACCACCGACGGGCACCAGACGGAGGACGGCGGGGGGCCGGACGUGUCGUUCCUGACGAGCGAGGUGCAGUACAUCACGCCGGACGGCCAGCAGCUGGACCUAAUCAUCGACGACCGGGGCGACGCGGAUGGCGAGCCGCGGCUGGACCUGGUGAUCGAGCAGGAUGCCGAGCAGCUGGGGACGCCGGCCGUCAGCCCGCGCCAGGUCGGCCUCAUCAUCGAGCAGGCCGAGGCGGCCGGCGAGCGCGUGGCCCUGGUGCUGGAGGGCGGCGGCGCCAUGCUGGAGGAGGACGGCUCGGUGCUGGAGGCGGGAGUCUCGCUACUGGACAGGGACGCGGACCGACCCGCCGCCAUCUGCGACGCGUCAGCUGACUGAUCGGCUGACCGGACGCACCAGGCGGUGCCGGGGAGGGCUGGGCCACGCGGGGGCGCCAUCACUGGUGGUAUGACCAGAUCUAGGAACGCAAUGCCUGUGCACGGAUAGGCGGAAUUUAUAUAAUUUUAUCGGAGGCAAGGGCGGCGCCACCGGGACGGGUGAGGAGGGGAGGAACACCGUGUAUCAGCUUUAAAUGCUGUUAAUGAAAUGCCGGGCUUACGAUGUUGUAUGGCAGACUUAAAACGCUUUCCGACCCAUCCAUUAUCUGCCCACCCCCCUCCGUAACGAUCCGGCUGCUUCACCGCCGUCCGGAGCGGCCGCAGUGGCAGUCGUGUUACCGUGGUUACCCACUGGUGUCGUCUGAGGUUCAGUUGGACGGAACAGUCCCCUGCGAAGGAUCAUGCGUGCAGUUACCGGCCGGUGUUCUAUAGAUCUCCGCGCGGGCGCCCUGGGCCGCUCCCCUGUACUGAGGCCGCUGGCGGCGGUCCGCUCCAGUGGGGUUCAGCGGGCGGCGGCACGCCGACGUCGGCAGGGCGGUACCGUUUCCCGUCAGCCGGCUGGCCGUGUUUCGGCCAUCAAUCACCAGCUCUCGAGCUUUUUGUGCAUAUCGAUCUCCGUAGCGACCUCUGCGCCGGGCUGUCGUGCCGCAUUCGCCAGUUCCGGGCUUACGUAAUGUACUCGUCCCCGCCGCUGAUGCACGGACGGAGGCGCUCGUGGCCGCCUGAUCCCGGCUGUAAUAAAUCAGGCGGGGGCAAACCAGGGAUCCGUCGAUGUGAGUGUCUGUGCGACGGGUCCCCGCGGCGGCGGAAACUGGCUCCGCUGGAAUUACGGCAUGGCACGCUCGGGUCGCUGGCAAGGUGGCACUGUAUCGUUGCGGUCACUGCCGCCCAGCCUCCGUGUUUUAAACGUACACAUGUGAUACUUCUUUAUGCACACAUUGGUAAUCGUCUGGCGUGAUCUGCUUGGUCCGUAGCUGGAAGGUGUGAAGGCCUUGUGUCGGUGGCAUAUG
Messenger RNA from Pollicipes pollicipes, 2544 nucleotides. RefSeq names its product zinc finger protein 501. The record is from RefSeq and is a predicted model, not a curated record. The transcript has 7 exons. Bases 81 to 1535 code for a protein of 484 amino acids. Lineage: Eukaryota; Metazoa; Arthropoda; Thecostraca; Pollicipedomorpha; Pollicipedidae.